AGAAUAAUCAUUAUUAAUAAUCGUGAUUAUAAUUUUAAAUCAAAAUAAUUGUGAUUAUCAGUUUAACCAUUAUCGUGCAGCCCUAAUAUGUAUGUAAAUAAUCAUUAAGGAGUGUAAUGAGAGUUCUUAAUGAUUAGAAAUGUUAGUCACAGUAUAAUUAGAAAAACAAUACCUUUAUUCUACCAGAUAACAAAAUUCUUAAAUUUUGUAGAGGAAAAUGAGGACGGUUUGGCUGUAGCACAUUUCACUGGCGGUAAUGUAGAUAUAAUACAGCCACUCAAAGUGACAGAAACUCAUGUGAUCAUUAACAUCAGAGAUCUCAGCCGUUUUGGGCUCACCUGGAUUAAAACAAUAUUUGGCUUCCCCAUUGAUGGCCAGGUUUUGCACUUUCUUCGACCAGUAACUGUUGAACAGGAACAGAAAAUACUUAAUGUCCACUUGCAUCCGGGGAAUGUUCCCGUAACUGAGGUCCAGCGUUUGCACCACAAUAAGUCAUACAUAGAGACAAGUUCAAAAUGUUGUCUUUUUACUGACAGAAAAUACAGUCUGUGUUGUCAGCCAGAGAACUGUGAUGUGCAACCAAUGAGUGAGAUAUUUCAACUUGAUAAUUUUGGUCCAAACUAUCAUCCCACAUUUGAAGUGUUUCUGGAUGUCAACAUCAAGGAGGUCAGAUUGGGUGUUUUGGACAAAACUGAAGAUGGGAAGGAAGUGUGGCCCAGAUGGCGAAUCCUUCUUACAGCACCAAGUAAUGGUGUGGAACCUCCUGCACACAGAAGGAUCCCAGAAACUGAAUUUGUGAACACACAUGGAGAUAAACUCAUACAGAGAGUUUCAUCAGUGAUGGCGACUGCUGACAGUUUAAAGAGCAAAAAAAUCAUUACUCAUGAAAUAAAGAUCCAUGUUGCAGAAACACAACAGAAGAAAAUGAGACUCUUGUUGAAUGCUCUUGAGUCUGGAGGAGAUAAUGCAAAAGCAGAAUUCUGCAGACUGUUGAAGAAGAACGAACCUGAUCUAGUAAAAGAACUGGGACCUCAUUUAUAAAAUGUGCAUAUGCAUGGAUAUGAUCUUAGAGUGUGCAUAUGGUAAAAUCCACACUCAGAAUUAUAAAAACCAUCUUUGACGAGGAAAAGUGCUUAAAAUGUGCCAAACAGACGUGACAUUGUUGCAGAGUUGGAGUACUGCAAGUAUUUGGAAAUCUAAGGAAUUCUUUCCACUGCUCAAAUAAAGGAUUUGGAUGUUGACUGGUGCUCUUCUAUAUGUUAAUUACAUUAAUUAAGUGGCAUUUACAGGGUAGAUAUCUGAAACCAUUCAGCUGUUCAC
This is a messenger RNA of Cyprinus carpio (common carp), 1320 nucleotides long. RefSeq lists its product as uncharacterized. Lineage: Eukaryota; Metazoa; Chordata; Actinopteri; Cypriniformes; Cyprinidae. The record is from RefSeq and is a predicted model, not a curated record. Bases 130 to 1041 code for a protein of 303 amino acids. The transcript has 5 exons. Gene Ontology annotation, biological process: regulation of apoptotic process.